Molecule: messenger RNA, 1584 nt
Organism: Aspergillus caelatus
Lineage: Eukaryota; Fungi; Ascomycota; Eurotiomycetes; Eurotiales; Aspergillaceae
Product: oligopeptide transporter
Exons: 14
Coding region: 1-1584 (527 amino acids)
Biological process (GO): transmembrane transport
Cellular component (GO): fungal-type vacuole; plasma membrane
Molecular function (GO): dipeptide transmembrane transporter activity; tripeptide transmembrane transporter activity
Source: RefSeq, a predicted model, not a curated record
AUGACGGCUAUAGAAGAGAAUCGGACACACAAGGAGAAUGUCAGCCCCACACCAUGGGAACUUGAACACCUUACUCGUGUCCCGGAUGACAUAAAGUGGACCAUAUACUUGGUUGCAGUGGCAGAAUUGGCAGAGCGUUUUACCUACCGUUGUGUCACAGCCCCUUUGCAAAACUAUGUUCAAAAUGCUCGCGAGGAUCCAUUGCGGCCAGGAGCAUUGAAUAUGGGGCAGGGUAUUGCCACCUGCAUUAGCUUUUUUUACAUGGGCUGGACCAGUCUGGCCCCUGUUAUAGGAGCCAUAGUGGCGGACACUUGGAUAGGAAGGUGUUCAUGGAGUGGAUCUUUAUUGCUUUUCAGUACCUCAUUCCCUGCAAGCCUUGAUCAAGGGGCGGGUCUACCAGGUCUCCUGGUAGCUUUAUUCUUACUUGGUCUGGGCUCUGGAGGUAUCAGGAGCAAUGUCGCCCCUCUCAUUGCAGACCAAUAUGUGAGGAAACCGGUUCAAGUUCGGACGCUCGAAAAUGGGACCAAAGUCUUGAUUGAUCCCGACCUAACAAUUCAGACUAUAUAUGGUCGAUAUUACUGGGUGGUCAAUCUAGGACCUCUCGCUGUAAUUCCAGCGUCGUGGUUGGAGCUAAAGGUGUCCUUUUGGGCGGCAUUCAUGCUUCCGCUUGUAUUCUGGUUACUCACUGUAGCUAUAUUGAUCCCCUGCCGGGCAUCCUACAGUGUGCAGAAACCGCGCGGCUCUGUUAUAAUCCAAGCAGCCCAAGUUUUCUGGCUUGGUUUAAAAGGAGGUUUUAACCUUAACGCUGCAAAGCCAUCGUGUAUAACUGAGACACAUUCAGCCUUUGCGGUUUCGUGGGAUGACAAGUUUGUUGAUGAGCUGAGAGUAGCACUUGUGGCAUGUACGGUCUUUUGUAUAUUUCCGAUUUAUUGGGUGUGUUAUGGGCAGAUGAACAAUAGUCUAGUCAGCCAGGCUGCAGCAAUGGAAACCUACGGGAUUCCAAACGAUAUGAUGAGUUUCUUCAAUACUAUCGGAGUUCUGGCAUUCAUUCCCGUAAUGGAAAAGUGCCUUUUCCCGGCAUUACAGCGGCAUAAUAUUGACUUUAAACCGAUCAGUCGUAUAGCCGUAGGCUUUGUGGUGAUCUCUUGCGCAAUGGGCUAUUCAGCUGGGAUUCAAGCACUGAUAUAUAAAUCACCUCCAUGUUACGAUCAUCCUCUUCAAGGACCUUGCAGCAAUGGAGGCACAACGCCAAAUAAUGUGAAUGUCUUCCUCCAGAUCCCAACCUUUGCCAUGCUAGCAGUUACCGAAAUCCUCUCGAUUACUACUGGAAUGGAGUACGCGUACACUAAGGCACCAAGGUCCAUGCGAAGCCUUGCUGUAUCUCUUUUUAUCCUUAUGAAUGCUAUUGGUUCCGCAUUGGGAAUCGCGUUAUCCCCUGUCUCGAAGGAUCCAUCAAUUCUCAUAGAAUUCGCUUCGUUGAGUGGCGUUAUGUUCCUGACAGCUAUUCUAUCUUGGGUCUUUCUGGAUAGGUAUAAUAAGAAGGAAAAAGAGAUGAAUAAGUUGCACGAUGUAAAUGAUGGCUGA